AUGGCUGGGGUAAAGCUGCACUACUUCAAUGGGCGAGGGAAAAUGGAGUCAAUUCGUUGGUUGCUUGCGGCUGCAGAGGUGGAGUUCGAUGAGUGCCAUCUGACCACUCGGGACCAGUACCUCAAAAUGGUAAACGACAGAGACCUCAUGUUUCAGCAGGUGCCCAUGGUGGAAAUAGACGGAAUGAAACUUGUCCAGACAAAGGCCAUCUUGAAUUACAUUGCCGAAAAGUACAAACUGCAUGGAAACGAUAUCAAAGAAAGAGUCAAGAUCAACAUGUAUGUGGAAGGACUGAUGGACCUCAUGGAAAUGAUCAUGAUGCUGCCCUUCACCAAAGAGCCCAAAUUGGACAACAUUGAAAAAAAAGCAAAAGAGCGCUACUUACCCGUGUUUGAAGAGCAAUUAAAGACUGGCGUUCACCUGGUGGGAGGUCGAAUGACCGUUGCGGAUGUACUGCUCCUGGAAUGCACGCUCAUGCUGGAGGAGUUGUUUCCGGAGAUACUGAAAAAUUUUCGUAGCGUCAAGGACUUUCAGGAUCGCAUGCAGAAAGAGCCUGCCAUUUCUCGAUUCCUGCAGCCAGGAAGCAAGAGGAAGCCUCGGCCUGAUGACGGUUACGUAAAAACGGUCAUGGAGGUCUUUGACUUAAAAUAG
Nerophis lumbriciformis (worm pipefish) is the source of this 651-nucleotide messenger RNA. Lineage: Eukaryota; Metazoa; Chordata; Actinopteri; Syngnathiformes; Syngnathidae. The record is from RefSeq and is a predicted model, not a curated record.